Molecule: messenger RNA, 938 nt
Organism: Hyposmocoma kahamanoa
Lineage: Eukaryota; Metazoa; Arthropoda; Insecta; Lepidoptera; Cosmopterigidae
Exons: 2
Coding region: 201-938 (245 amino acids)
Biological process (GO): proteolysis
Molecular function (GO): serine-type endopeptidase activity
Source: RefSeq, a predicted model, not a curated record
CAUUCUUCGAAUGCAAAGUUUUCAACCGAAUCAUUACAACACUGAAUCAUACAAAAGUUAAAUAUACUCCGGUACUGGUGACCAGAACCCCUGCUUUACCUGGACAAGUGCCAUACAUAGUUGUCAUCAAAGAACCUGCUGCAAAGAAUAAAGUUGUCAAGAAUAAUGUGAGGACAGACGCUGAAACGUUCUGGAUUAACAUGUGUAUAGGCAGCAUUAUCGACCAAUCUAGGGUUUUAACAGUUGCUCAUUGUUUUGAAUACGAUAACUUCACGUACGUUCAAGAUCCGCGGCGUUUGCGGGUAGCGGCAGGCAACCAAGGUAACUUCGUCGCCCGAACUGAUUACUUUCUCGAGUAUGACGACUAUGUCACAAUUCAAUGGAGAACAAUAGUAGAUAUAAAAAUUCACGAACACUUUUAUUUUCCUACCAAUGAUAUCGCAAUAAUACUGGUGAACAUACCAUUUCUGUUAAACGAUGACGUGGGAUAUAUACGACCAGCAACACGGAGCGUGGAUAAGCUAGACAAUUGCGUGUCAGCUGGUUACGCCAAUGUACCACUUCGUGACGGUAAAGGAGUUACUCCCGCGAUUAUGGUCACCCCAGUGUCUGUUAUACCGUCGACACGCUGCUCGACUUUAUGGGAAAUUAAUAUGAGUGCUUUCGUAUGUACACAGACUGCGGUGAAGGAUAUGACUGGUCUUGACAUAGGAGGCCCCCUCGUUUGUACAGGUAUGCCGAUGACUACUCGCGAAACGGUUGACCAACUUGAAGGUAUUGUGAGCGGCAGGACAUUGGACCAUACUAUUCUAUUUACAAGAGUAUCUGAAUAUUUUGACUGGCUCCUAGAAAAUGGAUACAACCACGGUCCAGCAACAGCAUUGAGGGAUUCUAGACAUGAACACAUCUUCCAACCCAUUGAAGGCGAUCCAUCCUAA